This is a messenger RNA of Magnolia sinica, 2604 nucleotides long. Its product is annotated as protein CASP. The transcript has 20 exons. NCBI's taxonomy places the organism in Eukaryota, Viridiplantae, Streptophyta, Magnoliopsida, Magnoliales, Magnoliaceae. Gene Ontology annotation, cellular component: Golgi membrane. The coding region runs from base 234 to 2351 and encodes 705 amino acids. The record is from RefSeq and is a predicted model, not a curated record. Gene Ontology annotation, biological process: intra-Golgi vesicle-mediated transport.
AGGGAACAACGACAGCAGCCUUGCCCUUCAUGUGCCGUCGUCGGUGUUGUUGCCCGCAGGAUCUCUGAACUCUCUCCUUCAGCUAAAGCCUACGGCAAAGGCAUUCCUCUUCUCCCACCACUAAUCUUAUUUCUGAAGCAUAGAUCAGAAAUCUACAGCUCUAUUCUGUCAUGCAUAUAACAAAUCCGAUAUCUUGAAAGAAGGGAAGGAAUAGGAGAUCCUCAUCAUCAUCGAUGGAAGGCGUUCAAGCCGGAUCCGAAAGAGACAAAUCCAACUCUCCUUCUCCCAUUGCAUCUGUCUCCAAUUUUUGGAGAGAAUUCGAUUUGGAAAAGGAAAGGAUCGGAUUAGAUGAGCAAGGGCUUAAGAUAGCUGAAAAUCAGGAAAACAGCCAGAAAAAUAGGCGGAAGCUUGCAGAGAGUACCCGAGAUUUCAAGAAAGCUUCCCCAGAUGAAAAGUUACAUUUGUUUAAUUCUUUACUCAAGGGUUAUCAAGAGGAAGUUGACAAUAUUACAAAGAGAGCAAAAUUUGGAGAAAAUGCUUUUCUUAACAUCUACCAGAAACUUUAUGAGGCUCCAGAUCCCUAUCCAGCUCUGGCUUCAAUUACUGAGCAAGAAGUGAAAUUGUCUGAACUGGAAGCUGAGAACCGAAAGAUGAAGGUCGAACUCGAGGAGUUCAGGGCUGAAGCUACUCAUUUAAAGAAUCAACAUGCUACAAUCAGAAGACUUGAGGAACAUACCCGCCGGUUAGAACAACAGAUGGAGGAAAAAGUGAGGGAAACUGUGGAAAUGAGGCAACGAAGCUUGGCAGAAGAGAAUCAGAAAAUGCUGGAGGGCCUUAAAGAACGGGAGCUAUUAUUGCAGGAUCAAUUGCGACAUGCGAAAGAAAGUGUUUCGAAUAUGCAGAAAUUACAUGAAUUGGCUCAGAGCCAGUUGUUUGAACUUCGUGCUCAAUCAGAGGAGGAAAGAGCAGCAAAGCAAUCAGAAGUCAAUCUCCUUAUGGAUGAAGUUGAGCGAGCUCAGACUAGACUACUUAGUCUUGAAAGGGAGAAGGGUCUCUUGCGCUCUCAAUUGCAGACGACAAAUGAAGAAAAUGGUAAUAAGAAAAGUGAAAUGGAUUCGAAUAGUAUCCUUGAGAAUUCUUUGAAUGCCAAAGAGAAGAUUAUCUCGGAAUUAAACAUGGAACUUCAUAAUAUGGAAACCACUUUCUCUAAUGAGCGAGAGCAACACAUGAAUGAGAUCAAGAAGUUGAACUUGUUGCUCAUUGAAAAGGAUACUGCCCAUGAGGAGAUAAAGAAAGAACUUCAGGGAAGGCCAACUACAAAAUUAGUCGAGGAUCUACGGAAAAAAGUCAAAAUUUUGCAGGCAGUGGGUUAUAAUUCGAUUGAGGCUGAAGACUGGGAACUAGCUACGAGUGGAGAAGAAAUGAGCAAGCUUGAGUCCCUGCUUCUGGACAAGAACCGGAAAAUGGAACAUGAGCUCACUCAGUUGAAGGUCAAAUUUUCUGAGAAAACAAGUUUGUUGGAAGCAGCUAAAGCAAAAGAAGCAGAGCUAAUUGCAAAACUGAAUGAACAACAAAGAUUAAUUACAAAGCUCGAAGAUGACAUACUGAAGGGUUACAGCUCUGCAGAUCGUAAAGGUACUCUUUUUGAUGAUUGGAAUCUUAACGAGGCAGGGGGAUCAGAAAUGUCUGAGAAUGCAGAUCAGAAACAUGUGUCCUCAGAUCAAGAUCAAAGUUCAAUGCUUAAGGUGAUUUGCAGUCAACGAGAUCGGUUUCGGACACGCUUACGGGAAACAGAAGAGGAAGUGAGGCAGUUGAAAGAGAAGGUAGGCGCACUAGCAGUAGAAUUAGAGAAAACUAAAGCUGAUAAUGUGAUGCUCUACGGGAAAAUCCGUUAUGUCCAAGACUAUAAUAAUGAGAGGCUAGUGUCCAGAGGAUCAAAGAAGCAUUUAGAAGACGUUGAAAGCGGCUUCAGUUCGGAUGUUGAAUCCAAGUACAAGAAAAUAUAUGAGGAUGACAUAAAUCCUUUUGCUGCUUUCUCGAAGAAGGAAAGGGAUCAAAGGUAUAAGGAACUUGGGUUUAGAGAUAAAAUCACACUCAGCAGUGGCCGUUUUCUUCUUGGCAACAGUUUUGCUGCUUUUGACAUGUCAAGCCGGUGCUGGACAUGGACGACUAUUUCUAUGUUAAAUUACGGAUAUGCUCGAACUUUUGUAUUCUUCUACUCCAUUGGGUUGCAUCUCCUUGUGUUCGCCUGUCUAUACAGAAUGUCUGCUUUGAGCUAUCUCAGCACAAUGAAUGGCCAUGAAGAAUCCUUGUUGAAAGCUGGAAACCUAACAUUAUCUCAUUCAUCUUGAUGCUGCUGACUAAAUGCUAUUAAAUUUCUAACUCACCUAUUCAUACAUUGAUAGCCAGGUGAGAGGGUUUAACUAUGUUCUGAAUAAUAUAACUUGUUAUUAUGUAAAUAACAACAAGUGCUAUUCUUUGUUGACGACAAGUAAUAUGAAUAGAUUGUGAUGUAUCUGCUUGUAUGGACCUACUGGGGCGGGGGGAGCUUCAGAGAAUGUCCAUCACCAAGUCUUCACCAGAUCCGUCUAGGGUUUCUUUCUA